AUGAGUAGGGGUACAAAUAACAGUAGUGCAUUAAAUAAAAGAAUUAAUAAAUCAUUGUUUGAUGAAGAGGAUGGACCAGUGCACGUAUUACAGGUUGGUGAUGAAGAUGGUAAAAGUAAAUAUAAAUGGGAAAAAGAACUGGAGAAGUCAUGGUUGGAUAUUAGAGAAGAUGAACAUGGUUUAAGAGUGUCUGUGGAGAAGGAGCGUAGCAAUAGAAAUCGUAGAUUAAAGAGUACAAAUAUAGAUAUUCAAAGGGUACGUCGUGGUAUGCAAAGACAUUUAUGUUUAGUUUUGGAUUUAUCAAAGACAUUGGCGAAUCAAGAUCUAAAACCAUCAAGAUAUCAAGUAUUGAUCCAAAAUACAGAACAGUUUAUUAAAGAAUUUUUUGAUCAAAACCCAAUUUCGCAGCUAUCAAUCAUCAUAACCAAGAAUAGCAAAGCGGAAAAGAUUAGUGAAUUAAGUGGCAACCCUCAAAGACAUAUACAGGCAAUGAAAGAUGCAAUUGCAAUGGAAGGAGAGCCCUCAAUUCAAAACUCACUGGAUGUUGCUAUAUCAUCCUUGUGCUAUGUCCCAAAAUAUGGCAGUAGAGAGGUAUUGUUUUUGUUUAGCAGUUUAACAACUUGCGAUCCUACAGAUCUCGCCAAGACUAUCCAAACAUUAAAGCAAGAGAAUAUAAGAGUUUCAUUUAUACAUUUAGCAGCAGAACUUUAUAUUUGUAGACAUAUAGCUGAACAAACUAAUGGAACAUCAAAAGUAAUUUUAAACGAAGAACACUUUUUAGAGAAUCUAUAUUCCAAAUGCCAACCACCUCCAACUAUUGGUAAAGUUGAAGCUGCUUUAGUUGAAAUGGGUUUCCCCCAGCAAAUUACCUCAUCGGUACCCUCAACAUGUAUUUGUCAUGAAAAAAUGAAAUAUUCAGGUUAUAUUUGUCCAAGGUGUGGAGUUAAAUCAUGUGAAUUACCAACUGAUUGUCAAAUUUGUAAUUUAUCUUUAGUAUCAUCACCACAUUUAGCAAGAUCUUAUCAUCAUUUAUUUCCAAUUCCACUAUUUGAAGAGGUUAAUUGGAAGGAAUUAAAUACAAAUGUUACAUGUUAUAGUUGUUUAACCUCAUCAGAAACGUCAAUAUUAUCAUUAUUCUUUUCUUGCCCGCGUUGUGAUCAAGUUUUUUGUCUUGAAUGUGAUAUGUAUAUACAUGAAGCUUUACACAAUUGCCCAGGAUGCGAAAAUAAUUUAAAUACGAUAAAUAAUCAUAAUAAUAACAAUGGCCAUUAA
Messenger RNA from Dictyostelium purpureum, 1272 nucleotides. Its product is annotated as TFIIH subunit. The coding region runs from base 1 to 1272 and encodes 423 amino acids. Gene Ontology annotation, biological process: regulation of transcription by RNA polymerase II; DNA-templated transcription; nucleotide-excision repair. The transcript has 2 exons. Gene Ontology annotation, molecular function: zinc ion binding. Lineage: Eukaryota; Evosea; Eumycetozoa; Dictyosteliales; Dictyosteliaceae. The record is from RefSeq and is a predicted model, not a curated record. Gene Ontology annotation, cellular component: transcription factor TFIIH core complex; transcription factor TFIIH holo complex.